Oryctolagus cuniculus (rabbit) is the source of this 4041-nucleotide messenger RNA. Lineage: Eukaryota; Metazoa; Chordata; Mammalia; Lagomorpha; Leporidae. The record is from RefSeq and is a predicted model, not a curated record.
CCGGGCGGCCGCGGCAGGCGGGGUCGGCGCGGCCGCGGCGGGGUCCGGGCUAUUCCGGGGCCUUCACGGGAGAGGCCCGGCCGGCGGCGCGGGAAACUUGGCGUCCGCGCGCGCCGCCGCUUCCCCGCGGCUGUCCCUAGACGGCCCCGGGCGUCGCCGAGAGCCCCGAGGAGCGGCUGGGGCGUCGUGGGCCCCGCGGGUCUGAGGGCUGCCUCCCUCUAACGGCUGUGGACGAAUGUCACUUCGAAACACUUUUGCUGGUUAGCCUAGAACUUACUCUCAGGAAAAUCUAUCAUCAUUAAAUGAGUAUUUUUGAAAAUCAACCAUCAUUGAAUUACAGUGAUUCCUAUUUUGAAAGACCUGAUGGCCAAAAGAAAGGAAGAAAAUUUCUUCUCUCCUGAAAAUGCUAAAAGACCAAGACAAGAAGAUUUUGAAGAUUUUGAUAAAGAUGGUGAUGAAGAUGAAUGUACAGCUUCUUUCACUAAUGGCACCUCUGCUUUGACUGCAGCAGAAGUUGGAAUAAUUGAAAGUAUCGAGCUGAGAAACUUCAUGUGCCAUUCAAUGCUUGGACCUUUUAAAUUUGGUUCUAAUGUUAACUUUGUCGUUGGUAACAAUGGAAGUGGGAAGAGUGCAGUACUUACAGCUCUUAUAGUUGGUCUUGGUGGAAAAGCAGUUGCUACUAAUAGAGGAUCUUCUUUAAAAGGUUUUGUGAAAGAUGGACAGAACUCAGCAGAUAUCUCAAUCACAUUAAGGAACAGAGGAGAUGAUGCCUUUAAACCAAAUGUGUAUGGUGACUCGAUAAUUGUGCAACAGCAUAUCAGCAUGGAUGGGAGUCGAUCAUAUAAACUAAAAAGUGGAAAAGGUGCUGUGGUAUCUCAAAGGAAAGAAGAAUUGGUUGCAGUUCUUGACCAUUUUAAUAUCCAGGUGGAUAAUCCAGUUUCAGUAUUGACACAAGAGAUGAGCAAGCAGUUCUUGCAGUCUAAAAAUGAGGGUGAUAAAUACAAAGUAAGAGGUGCCAAAUUCUUUAUGAAAGCAACCCAACUUGAACAGAUGAAGGAAGAUUAUUCAUACAUUAUGGAAACAAAAGAAAGAACAAAGGAGCAGAUAAAUCAGGGAGAAGAGCGACUUACUGAACUAAAGCGCCAGUGUUUGGAAAAAGAAGAACGUUUUCAAAGUAUUGCUGGUUUAAGUACAAUGAAGACUAAUUUGGAGUACUUGAAACAUGAGAUGGCUUGGGCAGUGGUCAAUGAAAUUGAAAAACAAUUGAAUGCUAUCAGAGAUAAUAUCAAAAUUGGAGAAGAUCGUGCUGCUAGACUUGAUAGGAAAAUGGAAGAACAGCAGGUCAGACUUAAUGAAGCAGAAAACAAAUACAAGGAUAUUCAAGAUAAACUAGAAAAGAUUAGUCAAGAGACAAAUGCACGAGCACCAGAAUGUAUGGCAUUGAAAGCAGAUGUCACUGCUAAAAAAAGGGCCUAUAAUGAAGCUGAGGUUUUAUAUAACCGUUCCUUAAAUGAAUAUAAAGCGUUAAAGAAAGACGAUGAGCAGCUUUGUAAAAGAAUUGAAGAACUAAAAAAAAGUACUGAUCAGUCUUUGGAACCUGAGCGGUUGGAAAGGCAAAAGAAAAUAUCUUGGUUAAAAGAGAGAAUAAAGGCCUUACAUGAUCAGGAGAAUUCCGUCAAUCAAGAGAUUGAACAGUUUCAGCAGGCCAUAGAAAAGGACAAGGAAGAAUAUGCCAGAAUUAAGAGAGAAGAAUUGGAUGUGAAGCAUACACUGAACUAUAAUCAGAUACAACUGAAAGAAUUGAAAGAUAGUAAAACUGAUCGACUGAAAAGAUUUGGCCCUCAUGUUCCAGCUCUUCUUGAAGCAAUAGAUGAUGCUUAUAGACGAGGACAUUUUACCUACAAACCUGUAGGCCCUUUAGGAGCUUGCAUUCAUCUUCGGGACCCUGAGCAUGCUUUGGCUAUUGAAUCGUGCUUAAAAGGACUUCUGCAAGCCUAUUGUUGCCAUAAUCAUGCUGAUGAAAGGGUACUUCAGACACUGAUGAAAAGAUUUUAUUCGCCAGGGACCUCUCGACCACAAAUACUAGUUUCUGAAUUUCGGAACGAGAUGUACGAUGUAAGACACAGAGCUGCUUAUCAUCCAGAGUUUCCCACGGUUCUGACAGCUUUAGAAAUAGACAAUGCAGUUGUUGCAAAUAGCCUGAUUGACAUGAGGGGCAUAGAGACAGUGCUGCUGAUCAAAAAUAAUUCAGUAGCUCGGGCAGUAAUGCAGUCCCAAAAGCCACCCAAAAAUUGUAGAGAAGCUUUUACCGCUGAUGGUGAUCAGGUUUUUGCAGGACGUUAUUAUUCAUCUGAAAAUACAAGACCUAAGUUCCUAACCAGAGAUGUGGAUUCUGAAAUAAGUGAUUUGGAAAAUGAGGUUGAAAAUAAAAAGGCGCAGAUAGUAAACCUUCAGCAACAUUUGUCUGCCCUUGAAAAGGAUAUUAAACGCAACGAAGAAUUUCUUAGAAGGUGCCAACUGCAUUACAAAGAGCUAAAGAUGAAAAUCAGAAAAAAUACUUCCGAAAUUCGAGAAUUGGAGAAUAUAGAAGAACACCAAUCUGUAGAUAUUGCAACCUUGGAAGAUGAAGCCCAAGAAAAUAAAAGUAAAAUGAAAAUGGUUGAGAAAAAUAUGGAGCAACAAAAAGAAAAUAUGGAGUAUCUUAAAAGUCUAAAAAUAGUAGCAGAAAAUAAGUAUGAGGCAAUUAAAUUAAAAAUUAAUCAACUGUCAGAACUAGCAGAUCCACUUAAGGAUGAAUUAAACCUUGCUGACUCUGAAGUGGAUAAUCAAAAACGUGGGAAGCGGCAUUAUGAAGAUAAACAAAAAGAACACUUAGAUACUUUAAAUAAAAAGAAAAGAGAACUGGACAUGAAAGAAAAAGAACUAGAGGAGAAAACGUCGCAGGCAAGACAAAUCUGCCCAGAGCGGAUAGAAGUAAAGAAAUCUGCAUCAAUUCUAGACAAAGAAAUUAAUCGAUUAAGACAAAAGAUACAGGCAGAACAUGCUAGUCAUGGAGAUCGAGAGGAAAUAAUGAGACAAUACCAAGAAGCAAGAGAAACCUAUCUUGACUUGGAUAACAAAGUAAGAACUUUAAGAAGAUUUAUCAAAUUAUUAGAAGAAAUCAUGACCCACAGGUACAAAACAUAUCAACAGUUUAGAAGGUGUUUGACUUUACGAUGCAAAUUGUACUUUGACAACUUACUAUCUCAGAGAGCCUAUUGUGGAAAGAUGAAUUUUGACCAUAAGAACGAAACUCUUACUAUUUCAGUUCAGCCUGGAGAGGGCAAUAAAGCUGCCUUCAAUGAUAUGCGAGCCCUGUCCGGAGGCGAGCGGUCUUUCUCCACUGUGUGCUUCAUUCUUUCCUUGUGGUCCAUUGCUGAAUCCCCUUUCAGAUGCCUGGAUGAGUUUGAUGUCUACAUGGAUAUGGUUAAUAGGAGAAUUGCAAUGGACAUGAUACUUAAGAUGGCAGAUUCCCAGCGUUUUAGACAAUUUAUCUUGCUUACACCUCAAAGCAUGAGCUCACUUCCUUCAAGUAAACUGAUUAGAAUUCUUCGGAUGUCUGACCCAGAAAGAGGACAGACUACGUUGCCAUUCCGACCUGUGACUCAAGGGGAAGAAGAUGACCAAAGUUGAUAUGGAACUUGACAUUUCUUGUCUUCAUGUUGAAAGAUUUGUAAAGGGAAGAAAAUUCUGGACUAUGACAUAAUAAAAUGAGACUGGAAUAAAAGAAACUCCUUUAUAUCUCUGUCUACAAUAAAAUGUCUAAACAAGCCUAGAAGUGCAAGUACAACCAGCAAUUUUAAAUUACUAUUACUUUCCUUUGAGAAAUCAAUUUCAUAGUACCGUUUUUCAAUCUUUUUAAGUUUUUUUUCUUACCAUCUACUUUUAUAGAUUCUUUUUCAGAAGUAAAAUUUUGUACAUAUGCACAUGUACAUAUCUGUUCGGUUUGGGUUCAUUUAUAUAGUAUUUUGUAAGAAUUAAAAUAAAAGUUUAAGCACCUGA